AUGUCAAGAUCUAAAAUAAACUACAACACAGUACAAGAUAAUAUAAUGGCGGCACCAGGCUUGAUUGAACUGAUUCAAAACGGUAACUUGCACAGACGUGUAAAGGAUUCUGUGUAUGAUGAAAAUCUUGCAAAAUCUUAUCAGGAAUUAGUUGAAAAAACAGGGCUUACUUCUACAGAUGACAUUAAGUUCGAUCCAUCUAAGCAUUUAAAAUAUUAUUCCGAAGAUCCAAUCGAUAAACAUUCAUUUCACAACACGAGAAGAUUGACCAUGGAAGAGCUUGGGUUAUCGAACAAGAAUCAAAUAUCCCCAAUCGGUGUGAGCGAUCCUUUUCCAUUAUUCACAGAUGAAGCUGUCAACAUCAUGAAGCAGGAAAUAUUGAAAAAGGAGAUCUUUUCCAAGUAUGCAAGACACUGCUAUAACUCCACGACCGGUCUCGACUGCAAUCUUAGGGGAUAUGUUAAGAAUGGGUCCGAGAUUAGUACUCCAUUUAUCUAUCAGGCAUGGACACACCCGAAGACUACUGAACUAGUCAGUACUAUGGCAGGUGUUGAACUUGAAGUUAUUAUGGAUUAUGAAAUAGCCCACGUCAAUAUUGGUAUAAAAGAUCCUAAGGUUGCAGAAGAAGAAAAAUUAAGAAAUUCGGAUGUAGCAUCGAAAUCUGUGGGUGAUAGUGAGGAAAUUCCCGCUAUUGUUGGCUGGCACUAUGAUAGCUAUCCUUUUGUCUGUGUUUUAAUGUUAAGUGAUACCAGCGAAAUGAUCGGUGGGGAAACUUCAUUAAGAAUGGGAGAUAGGGGAAAAGUUGCUAUCGUUCCUGGGCCACAAUCAGGCUCUGCAGCUGUAUUACAGGGACGGUUAAUUGAACACAUCGCCCCAAGCCCGAUGGGUAUGACUGAGCGUAUUACUAUGGUUACCUCAUACAGAGCAAAGGAUCCCUUAGUAAGAGAAGAUUCAGUUUUAUCUACAGUCAAACCAGAAAUCAACUAUGGAUCCAGAUAUAACGAUUUCUAUCCACAAUGGAUACAAUAUCGUGUUGAUAUCAUGAAAAAGAGAUUGGACUACUUGAAUAAUAACUGCAAAGAUGACAAAGGUACAUUUAAUAAAGAAUUUGCCACGUCCUACUUGAAAGAAAUUGAGGCGUUCUUGAGGAAGACGUACGAAGAGAUGGCCGUAUCUAGUGAAGAAUGGCAGAGAAGUUCCAAGGAUACGGAUUUCUGA
This is a messenger RNA of Priceomyces carsonii, 1218 nucleotides long. RefSeq lists its product as uncharacterized. The coding region runs from base 1 to 1218 and encodes 405 amino acids. The record is from RefSeq and is a predicted model, not a curated record. The transcript has a single exon. NCBI's taxonomy places the organism in Eukaryota, Fungi, Ascomycota, Pichiomycetes, Serinales, Debaryomycetaceae.